CCCAAAUCAGAAGGUUUAGGGUUUUAACCAAACCCUGUAAUAUCCCAAUGGCGAUCUCUCAAGAACUCUACCCCUCCCAAGACGACCUCCUCUACGAAGAAGAGCUUCUCCGAAACCCUUACAGCCUCAAGCUCUGGUGGCGCUACCUAAUCGCCCGCUCCGACGCUCCCUUCAAGAAGCGCCGCACCAUCUACGAACGCGCCGUCAAGGCCCUCCCCGGAAGCUACAAGCUCUGGCACGCCUACCUCCGCGAGCGCCUCGAGCUCGUCCGCAGCUUCCCCAUCUCCCACUCCGAGUACGAAACCCUAAACAACACCUUCGAAAGGGCCCUGGUCACGAUGCACAAGAUGCCGCGGAUCUGGAUCCUCUACCUCCAGAGCCUCACUGAGCAGAGGCUGGUGACGAAGACGCGGCGGACCUUCGACCGCGCGCUGUGUGCUCUGCCGGUGCAGCAGCACGACCGGAUUUGGGAGCUCUAUCUGGUGUUCGUGAGCCAGAAGGGGAUGCCGAUCCAGACCUCGCUUCGGGUCUACAGGAGGUACUUGCUUUACGAUCCCACUCAUGUUGAGGAUUUCAUUGCGUUUUUGAUUGACUCUGAGCUGUGGCAAGAGGCGGCGGAGCGGUUAGCCUCGGUGCUGAAUGAUGAUCGGUUUAGGUCGAUUAAGGGGAAGACGAAGCAUAGGUUGUGGUUGGAGUUGUGUGAUUUGCUUACUAAGAAUGCGACGGCCGUGUCGGGGCUGAAUGUGGAUGCGAUUAUUAGGGGAGGGAUUAAGAAGUUUACGGAUGAGGUGGGGCGGCUGUGGACGUCGCUGGCGGAUUAUUAUAUCAAGAGGAGCUUGUUUGAGAAGGCGAGGGACGUGUUUGAGGAGGGGAUGCAGACUGUGGUGACUGUUAGGGAUUUUAGUGUGAUUUUCGACGCGUAUGCGCAGUUUGAGGAGAGUAUGCUUGCCAUUAAGAUGGAGGCGUUAGGAAGUGAUGAGGAGGAGGAGGAGGAUGAGGGGAGAAUGGAAGACGAUGGAAGCGAAGAGGAGGAGGAAGAUGUUAGGACAAAUGUAGACUUGUCGGUGGCUGAGCUCGAGAGGAAAAUACUCCAUGGGUUUUGGCUGCAUGAUGAGAAUGAUGUUGAUCUGAGGCUGGCGAGAUUGGACCAUCUUAUGGAUAGAAGACCUGAACUGGCUAAUAGUGUAUUGUUGAGACAAAAUCCGCAUAAUGUAGAGCAAUGGCACCGGAGAGUGAAGCUCUUUGAGGGCAAUCCGACGAAGCAGAUACUUACGUAUACCCAGGCUGUGAAGACAGUGGAUCCAAUGCAAGCAGUGGGGAAGCCUCAUACGUUGUGGGUUUCUUUUGCUAAGCUGUAUGAAACACACGGAGAUAUUGCAAAUGCGAGAGUGAUUUUUGAUAAGGCCGUCCAGGUCAACUACAAGACGGUGGACAAUCUGGCUAGUCUAUGGUGUGAGUGGGCAGAAAUGGAAUUGCGGCAUAAGAACUUUAAACGUGCCCUGGAAUUGAUGAGUAGAGCUACAGCAGAGCCAUCUGUUGAGGUCAAACGAAGAGUUGCUGCUGAUGGGAAUCAACCAGUUCAGAUUAAGCUCCAUAAAUCCUUGAGGCUUUGGACCUUUUACGUGGAUCUGGAGGAGAGCUUAGGUACACUAGAGUCUACGAGGGCAGUGUAUGAAAGGAUUCUAGAUUUGAGAAUAGCCACACCUCAAAUUAUAAUCAACUAUGCGUUGCUUCUUGAAGAACAUAAAUAUUUUGAAGAUGCAUUCAAAGUUUAUGAAAAGGGUACUCAAAUAUUCAAGUAUCCGCAUGUCAAAGACAUAUGGAUUACAUAUCUCUCCAAAUUUGUAAAAAGAUACGGGAAGACUAAGCUGGAACGUGCAAGAUUGCUUUUUGAGGAUGCUGUUAAAGCGGCUCCUGCUGAUGCGAAGAAACCUUUAUAUCUUCAAUUUGCAAAGCUGGAGGAGGAUUAUGGUUUAGCAAAGCGGGCUAUGCAUGUGUAUGAUGAAGCAACCAAGGCUGUUCCGAACCAUGAAAAGUUGAGCAUGUAUGAAAUUUACAUUGCCCGUGCAGCUGAGAUCUUUGGGAUCCCCCAAACAAGGGCCAUAUAUGAGCAAGCAAUAGAAUCUGGUCUCCCUGACAAAGAUGUGAAGCCAAUGUGCUUAAAGUUUGCUGAGCUUGAAAAGAGCUUGGGCGAAAUUGAUCGUGCUCGGCAAAUUUAUAUAUUUGCAUCACAGUUUUCCGAUCCGCGAUCAGAUGCAGAAUUCUGGAACAAAUGGCACGAGUUUGAGGUGCAACACGGGAAUGAAGAUACAUUUAGAGAAAUGCUUCGAAUCAAACGAAGUGUUUCUGCAAGCUAUACUCAGACACACUUUAUUCUACCCGAGUACGCGAUGCAAAAGGAUCAGAGGUUGAGCAUUGAUGAGGCAAAAGACAAAUUGAAACAGGCUGGAGUCCCUGAAGAUGAAAUGGCUGCUCUUGAGAGGCAGUUGGCUCCUGUGAUCAGCGAUACGCCCUCGAAAGACAGCAACAGGAAAGUGGGCUUUGUGAGUGCUGGAACAGAAUCACAGACUGAUGAAGGGAUAAAAGUUACUGCAAAUCACGAGGACAUAGAACUACCAGAAGAAAGUGAUUCUGAAGACGAGGCGAAUGUUGAAAUUGCACAAAAAGAGGUCCCUGCUGCUGUUUUCGGGGAUUUGGCUAACAAGAGAAAGGAUAUUGAAGAUGAUGAGGGCGGAAACAAGGACGGUGAGAGCCCCCUUGGUGCGCUUGAGAGAAUAAAGAGGCUAAGAAAAGGGUGAUUUAUUUAGGUUUUGAUGCAAUUACAUAUCUGAGCCAUUUUGUAUUCAGAUUUCUUUUUGGCCCCUUUAUUGUAACCUGUACCUGUAUAUUUGAAGCAAAUAGCUCUAGUUUUCAGCACACUUUCAUGUAACCGUGUAGUACUGUGGAAAAAAAAACGUGAUUUCUCGUUUGUCUCAUUUUCAAAGAGGUUGACAAGAAUUACAUAUAACAAGAACUAGAUCUCUACUGAUU
Molecule: messenger RNA, 3030 nt
Organism: Argentina anserina (silverweed cinquefoil)
Lineage: Eukaryota; Viridiplantae; Streptophyta; Magnoliopsida; Rosales; Rosaceae
Exons: 5
Coding region: 48-2798 (916 amino acids)
Biological process (GO): mRNA splicing, via spliceosome; generation of catalytic spliceosome for first transesterification step
Cellular component (GO): U2-type catalytic step 2 spliceosome; Prp19 complex; post-mRNA release spliceosomal complex
Molecular function (GO): protein binding
Source: RefSeq, a predicted model, not a curated record